GGCAGCGGCACAGCCUGGAGAGGAAAACACAAAUUAUAUUAAGAAAAUUGAAGAAAAAGAAAAUAGGAAUACUUGCUUGUUUUUUUUUCUGGUCCUGCCAAGUCCGUAUCAGUAGUAAGAUAUCGAUAUUGUCCACGGAGAAUCUCAAUCCGCAACGGAACCGAUUUCUUUCGUGUUUUUUUUCGGUUUGUUUGGAUCGGCAGACACGGACCGUCUGAGGAGAAGGACUCAAAUGUAUUACAGUCGAGCAGUUUUUACUUCUUAGAUUUUUUAAUCCGUGAUAUAAACCAUUUAUCUCGUUAUACCCCGAAUCCUAUAGGAUGUGCUUUUAUUUAAGUUCUUAGUAUACAUUGUUACAUUUAAAUGUGUGUUUUAAUAGCAUCGCCAGUUCUGAAAAUGGGUACCGUCCGGACUUUGUUUACCAAUUUUCAGCGUUAUUCAAAAUAGCUUUAUUUUAUUUUAAUUUUUCAGUUAGUUUUAUUUGAUUUAUUUUUUUAAUCAACAUUUGACGUUGCUUAAUCAACAGGCAUUAUUUUUUUAAUUAUUUAUUUUUUGAGAUUUCGCAGGCGACUCAUUAAUUUAACUCGAAUAUCCUUGGGGUAAAAAAAACAAAACAAAACAAAAAAACAAACAAGGUCUCUUGUCUUGCUUUUCCUCCUGGGUAGAAGAUGAAUGGUCUGUCGGUGAGUGAGCUGUGCUGCCUCUUCUGCUGCCCCCCCUGCCCUGGCCGGAUCGCAGCCAAACUGGCCUUCCUGCCUCCGGAGCCCACCUACUCCCUCCUGCCGGAGCUGGAGUCCGGGCCCUCCCCCACGGGGGGGAGCGCGUCGCUGCGCGGCCGCACCCCCGACGCCUCCUCCCGCUGGAAGCUGCACCUGACGGAGAGGGCCGAGUUCCAGUACUCGCAGCGGGAGCUCGACAGCACCGAGGUGUUCCUGGCGCGCUCCAGCCGCGGGAAUCGCAUCGGCUGCAUGUACAUCCGCUGUGUGCCCUCCGCCAGGUUCACGGUCCUCUUCUCCCAUGGGAACGCGGUGGAUCUGGGGCAGAUGAGCAGCUUCUACAUCGGCCUGGGCACCCGUAUCAACUGCAACAUCUUCUCCUACGACUACUCGGGCUACGGGGUGAGCACGGGCAAGCCGUCCGAGAAGAACCUGUACGCAGACAUCGACGCCGCCUGGCAUGCUCUCCGGUCCAGGUUCGGGAUCAGCCCGGAGAACAUCAUCCUGUACGGGCAGAGCAUUGGCACCGUGCCCACGGUGGACCUGGCAUCGCGCUACGAGUGCGCCGCGGUGGUGCUGCACUCCCCCCUCACCUCUGGCAUGAGGGUGGCAUUCCCAGACACCAAGAAGACCUACUGCUUCGACGCCUUCCCCAACAUCGAGAAGGUUUCCAAGAUCACCUCCCCCGUCCUCAUCAUCCACGGCACGGAGGACGAGGUCAUCGACUUCUCUCACGGGAUGGCGCUGUUCGAGCGCUGCCCCAAGGCUGUGGAGCCGCUGUGGGUGGAGGGCGCCGGGCACAACGACAUCGAACUGUACAGCCAGUACCUGGAGCGGCUGCGCAAGUUCAUCACACAAGACCUGGCGAGCCAGCGGACCUGAGCCAUGCCUCCCUGCCCUCCUGCCCGCCUGCCUGCGAGGUCCCUGUCUCCCCUUGCCUCGAUCUCUUUAUACCCCUCUGUAUAUCUCUUUCCAAUCCUGGCACCCAGGGAAAGAAACCAUGUUUUAAACCAAGCCUGCUUUUAUAUAUAGACACGUGUGUGUGUGUGUGUGUGUAUAUAUAUAUAUAUAUAUAUAUAUAUAUAUAUAUAUAUAUAUAUAUAUAUAUAUAUACACACACACACAAAAAUUACAAGAACUGCUCUAUUUUUAUAAAAAAAAAUAAAAAGAUUGAGGGGGUGGGAUUCUGUAGGAGGUGGAGGGUAAGCUUAAUGAGAAGUAGCGAGCAUGAUUUUUCAAGUUUCAAGAUUUUUCAAAUUGUAAGCGUGGUGUAAAAGCUGGUCAGCGUGGCCCUGGACCCCCUCAGUGCAGUGCUGAAUCCCUUCCCAUGACUGAACCCCCGGAGCGGUGUGUUUUAAACAGCUUCGACUUCCAGCACUCACAAGGAGGGAGAUCGUUUCUAUACCCCUCUCUGUACUGCAGUCCCGGAGAUGGGCAGGGGGCCCUUUCUCCCUUUCAGAACCGGCAGACCCCACCCUUCCUUCCUUCCUCCCUCCUCUUCUGAACCCCCACUUCUCUGUCCCUUUCAUUUCCCUGGUGAGAUUGAUACUGGGGAUGAGUUGUGGUGUAGAAACAGUCCUGGGUAUUCUGGGAGUCUAAACCUGGAAAAGGGGAGUUCCUAGGGGCGUUUAGAAUCCUAAAAACCUGACCUCUUGUUGGAUUCAGCAACACUGCGGCCCCCGUUAUCGCAGUUUGGAUUCUGUAACCUGCGUUUUAACUAGAAGCAAAAAUACUGCACUAUAGAUUUUUCAAAUUGAAAGUGCUGCUACCUGGUGUACUCCCUGGUACCUGAUCCCUUCCUGUGGGUCCUCGGACCGUUGCCCUUCAAAGUGCCGUGCUGGCCGGGUAGAAUGCCAGAACGUUUUGGUAUCUAGUAUUGGUAUUGAAGCGGACAGGGUCUGAAUGAACCAGCCCCACCCCCCUCCAGUGAUGAUGCAGCUACUGUCAGCACUCCAGUUCAGGUGCAUUCUGAUUUCCUUCGAUAAUGCAUCCCAAUUUACUGCUCUUUUCCUCGUUAAGCAAAUCAGUUGUCAUGCAGUUAUAGAUCUUGAUUAAGUAACGUGACGGGACUCAGUGCUGUGUAGAAGGCCCUCCUACGCUGUUUACAAUGAUCAAACACUCGGGGACAGUACGUUUCAUAAUUUAAAUAAAUACAUUACUUGACUCGAUUUGACUGACUGUGCCAAAAAAAAAAAAAAACAGAGAACAGUAGUGCUGGCGUUAAAAUCUAGGGUUCAGCUAGAGAUGCGUCACUGAUGUAUUCUGGAUGGAUUUUUACAUUCGGAAACGUGGGCUAAUAUUUGGAGUCCCUUUGUAGAGGGGAGUAGAUAGAUAGCUGUAUUGUUUCAUACGUGGCGUAAUUAUUCAUUGUACUGCAGGCAGGCAGCCUGUCAGCACCCCCACCUCAGCCCUGCCCCAGGGUCAAAUCAGGGUCCUUCACACUAAACCGCUAACACUAAAGAACCCAAACUUUUAUACUGUCUGUACAGCCCGUAGUCUUGUGUAGUCAGGCGCUGGUGUGGACGGUUCCAGAUUUAGAAAUGUGAUUUGAAUGGCUCGAUUGUGUCGGUGUCGCACAGAGACUCGGAGUUCAAAGGGGAAGAAUAACGCACCCUGGGGAAAGCGUUUAUGGACUUGGUCACGUGGUUUAGAAGGCGGGGAUCAAUUGAGGGUAAUUAAAGCUCUCCCUAUAUAUUAAAAACUUUCGAAAUGUAGAAAACUGGAUAGCAUUUCUUCUAGUAAAAAAAAAAAAAAAAAAGUCAAGCGGUAUAACUACAUGAUUUUGCAGGUCCUUCCUUACCCGAUAUGAUUACCCCUAAAGUCAUUGAUAUAUUUUGACCUGUUUAAAAUGGGGCAGCAGGGUUUAUCAUACCCUUAACCAGUGUGUUUUUUAGUUGCCAGCAAUUCCUUUCCAAUGAAGGCGAUACCUCACAGGGGUUUUAUUUGGGUCGUAUCAUGACAUCCCGUACGGAUUACACGCUUCACCUUGCGUGUUUUUGUCUCUGUUUUUUUUUGGGGGGGGGGUCAUUGUUUCUUUGAAUCUGGAAAGAAUGCAUUAGGACUCCUAGAUCCCAUAUCUGCUCUAUUACAGAACAUGUUUGAGCGUGUGCGCGCGUGUUUGUGUGUUCAAACAGACGGGCGGUGUUGGAUCUGUUGAUUUUCGGUCUCCCUGUGCGAACGGGAUUAACCCUUAAAGAACCAGAACGAGUAUUACAGAGAUGGAAAGAAGAUUCCUGUUGCAGAGCAGUUUGUCAUGUAAUGGGACACACCUGAGCUUGUUGCCUGUAUACACUGGCUAAGCAAGCACAUUAAAACCUGGAGUCAGUGCCAUGCAAUAGGAGGCUUAUUUCCGUCUGGAUUAUACUGUGACUUUCUCUUUGUCUAUAUAUAUAUAAAAUAAACCCGAGAAGCUGUGUUUUGGCAUCUCCAGGCUGUACAGUUGCUAUGACAUGUUUUCUUCGUAAUGGUGGAGGGUAGAUGCAAAUGUUGGAGAGAUUUUCAAUGCUUUAUUGUAGAUGGAAUGGACAGUAAUAAAAAGUAUGUAAAAAUAAUCUCACUCCCACAUCCAGUGGACGUCAAAAACGCCAUGUUUGCAGUAAGAGUCUGGGGAUCGGCAAACGAGGUAUCUUGCAUCCGCUAGUGGUGUUGCAGUGGGGCAGGUUAAUGGUACCACUAUGGUGUACCUGAUGUACCACAGCGGUGCUUUAAAACUUUAAAAAGUUACCAGGAUGUAAUCGCUGCUACUGAGAAUGAUAUACAAAAUUAAUCUGAAAAACUCUUGAUGUGUCACAGCCAUACCAAAUGCCCUUUAGGAUGAGCAGUGCAUUUUUAAAGGCUAGGGUAUUGCAGCUUUUGUAGGUUUCUAAUUUAGGAGUUUCUUUUUCUUUUUUUUUUUUUAUUGAUCUGGUUUAGGAAGAAUCUGCUGAACGUUAGCAGUUAUGUAAUCACUUUACAAGCAAAUAAUAUUUUCUUUGUUCUUGGAGCGUGUGUUCCAGCCAUGGUUUACGAGAUGCAGAAAUGCUGACCCCAGCAUUCCGAAUAUCCGGAAUAUGACAGGAAUUCUCUCGUGUAAACGCAGUGUUCUGCAGGGUUCUGAACAGCGUUCUCCCUCCAAUCCUGUUUCAGGGAAACUGAGUGCUCCACUUGCUGUUUUUAUAGCAGAAUUUAUCCCAGCAUUUACCACUGCUAAGUUAGCACCAAUUUUAUUUGUAAAAACAAAACACAAAAACAAAGGGUUCAAACUUAGCACGGUGGAAAAUGCUUUGUGAACACAGCCCCUGCGUUAGGAGGCGGUGUGGUCAGGUGGUUAAAGAAAAGGGUUUGUAACCAGGAGGUCCCCGGUUCAAAUCCCGGCUCACUCACUGUGUGACUGACCAAGUCACUUAACCUCCUUGUGCUCCGUCUUUCAGGCGAGACGUUGUAAGUGACUCUGCAGCUGAUGCACAGUUCACACACCCUAGUCUCUGUAAGUGGAUAAAGGUGUCUGCUAAAUAAACGAAGGUUUGAGCCUUCCACUGUAAGCUUUAUCUGAGCUACGUGGCGUGUUUUUUAAAUUGAGCUCAGGUGUAAUUCAGCUCCCACUAAUGGAAUGCAGUGGAAUUGUUCAGUCUUCUGGUCUGUAAACCAUGUGUUUGGAAUGCUACUUCAAUUGAGGGAGGCAGCGAGCUCCCUUACCUUGGGUUGCACUCUGGUUGGUGCGUCUGAGACCAACAAAAGGUCCUGUUUUGAAAUCUGCGUACUGUAUUUUCUUGUGCUAGCAUUUUCUUUUCCAGAACUGUAAAGUUGACUGCCGUCUGAAAGUCAAGUGUCAUUUUUUAAUUUUUUUUUUGUUCUUGUAAUGAAAUAACCAAAACGAAGAACACUACUAGAGCACAAACGUGAAGCAGUCGCUGCCGUGUCUGAUAAAACGUGACUGAUAAAGUGACGAGCCCGAAAAAAAAAAAAUCGGUUCAGGCAGUCCUUUCUCAAAAGCAGGAAUGGAAAUAAAUUGCACUGCACAGCAGUUUGAUCGCUUCCUGGUUUUACUGGGAGUUUAGUAAGACACAACUGAGCUUGGUACCUACAUACUGUGGCUAACCAAGCUCGUAUUAAUACCUGGAAUGGGUGAAGCUGCUUUGGGAGUCUGAUUUCCGUCCUUGCAAAUGACAGAAUCCGGACUUGAUCGUUCUCGCUUGUGCUCUGCUUGCUUGCUUAUCAAUAUUAUUACUGAAUCAUUAUGUUUAUUAAUCAUUUGGCUGAGCGCUCUUCCUGAGAAUGCCGGCAAUGUUUUGCACAAACCAGAACUGAAAAAAAAAAACAAAAAAAAAAAACACAUCUGCAACUCUGAACCAGCAAAUUCACUGCAGUCAGUGGAUUCUUUAAAGAGCCAGCAAAUUGCAUACAGUGUGUUAUGUACAUCAAUCUCCAAGCCAGCCAAACACUGCUGUGUGCUCGGCACUGUUAUUCCAGAGCCAGAUAACCCAUUAUUACAACACACAGGGCGCUGUGGAAAGAGAUGGGUCGACUAGACUAGGGGUUUAAUGAUACACUGAUGUCACGAUAUGUAUCGCGAUAUGCAGGUCACAAUACGGUAUGUAUCACAAUGCAUGCGGUGGUCCUGAUUGGCUACUUGUGUGAUGCAUAACAAUGAGCUCUGUUGUGCUUUCUGCUCUUGUAUCUCAAUGCAAACGCUAUAGACAUCUAUUAUGAGACAGUGCAUCGAUUCACCCCUAGACUAGCCAGUGCUGUCCUAUCUGAAGUAUUGACGUCUGCAGUGUGGUCUGGAAUGUAACAGCCCAAGUGUAAGGGAAUUGAGCUCCUGGUAGUAUGCUGUUGAAAUUGUGUUUUUAUUGCGUUUGUAUAAAAGUUUCAUCUUUUAUAUGAAUUGAAUGGAGACCUUGUGCACUCAUUGCCCUUCCUGGGCUGUCUGCUGUCCAGUCCAUCAACACCGCUGCCCCCUGCAGGCCAAAGCAGGUCACAUCAACUUUGGAUCUUCAUCAGAGCUGGUGGUGAUGGAUUUUCACCAUGUCGUAGUAAAUGCAACAAAGAUUAGUAGUAUUUUAGUUUUUGAGGAUUUGUUUUAAAUAGAAAUGUAUGGACUUUUGUUUUCUGCUUUCAAAGAAGGUUUCUAUUGUAUUCAACUAUACUUUGUUGAUAUUAUUAUAACUGUUAUUAUUUCAAUUUGUAAUAUUUAGUCAGUUUGCAGAAACGGAUUAAAAAAAACUGUUUCUGAAAGUUUAGGCAACAAUAAAAUAUCUAUAUAUAUAUAAAUACUGUAUAAUGCAAAGAUAUGCAAUGUUUAAGAAUUAACCGAAUCAUUUUUUUGUGGGUGGGGGAGGGAGGGAUGGGGUAGCUGUUUACAAAAGUGGCAUUGAAAUGGGAUUGCAACGGGGGCCGAUCUGGGGCGCCCAGCACUUUGUACAAAACAACCUUCAGUACGUGAGCAAUAAAGUCGGACAAAUUCUUCACAUGCU
Messenger RNA from Acipenser ruthenus (sterlet), 7168 nucleotides. RefSeq names its product alpha/beta hydrolase domain-containing protein 17A. Bases 669 to 1598 code for a protein of 309 amino acids. Lineage: Eukaryota; Metazoa; Chordata; Actinopteri; Acipenseriformes; Acipenseridae. The record is from RefSeq and is a predicted model, not a curated record. Gene Ontology annotation, cellular component: plasma membrane; endosome membrane. Gene Ontology annotation, biological process: protein depalmitoylation. The transcript is spliced from 5 exons. Gene Ontology annotation, molecular function: palmitoyl-(protein) hydrolase activity.